AUGUCCGAACCAUCUUUCAAAGGCGUCGCGAUAAUUACAGGUGCAGCCGAAGGCAUUGGGCGAGGCAUCGCCCUCCGCCUCGUAUCGGACGGGUUCGACGUUGCGAUCAAUGAUAUUCCAGCAAAGAAGUCGGCACUCGAGCAAUUAAUCAGCGAAAUAACAAGUUCAACCCCACGGAGGGCCAUUGCCGUUCCGGGUGAUGUAUCCAACGACGGCGACGUCAAGGGAAUCGUUGAUAAAGCAGUGCAGGAGCUAGGGGGACUUGAUGUGAUGAUUGCAAAUGCUGGGAUCGCCGUUAACAAGCCAAUUGCCGAGACAACGACGGACGAAUGGGAUCGGCUAUUUGCCGUCAACGUUCGCGGAACGUUCCUAUGUUACAAGCAUGCUGCCGAUGCCAUGAUCAAACAGGGAAGGGGUGGUAGAAUCCUCGGCGCCUGCUCAAUCGCUGGGAAGAAAGGCGAGUUCGACGGAUAUCAAGCUACCAAGAAGGGCUUGAAACCCGGCGAGUGGACCGAAACGGUGCGUUUAUUCUUACGUAUAAUGAAGCAACUCACGAAGGUGACUGUAUGGUGGGGACAGUUGAAAAGCACGGUAGCCGUCGGUAAAAAUGGAACACCCACCGAAAUCGCUAGCUUGGUGUCGUAUCUCGUCUCGAAAGAUGCCCAUUUCAUCACAGGUCAAAGUAUCAUCGUCGACGGCGGAGGGAUAUUCGAUUAA
Messenger RNA from Pleurotus ostreatus (oyster mushroom), 717 nucleotides. RefSeq lists its product as uncharacterized. The transcript has 6 exons. NCBI's taxonomy places the organism in Eukaryota, Fungi, Basidiomycota, Agaricomycetes, Agaricales, Pleurotaceae. Bases 1 to 717 code for a protein of 238 amino acids. The record is from RefSeq and is a predicted model, not a curated record.